UUCUUACAGUACCAGGAAGUGAACGGGACAGUUGGCUAACAAGCUACCGUAGUCAGAAACCGUCAAGAGUUUUCAGAAAUUUACCAGGAUAACUGUAAGAUAAUAAAACAAAGUUGUAUACUGUGGGAAGGAGGAACGUACAAGGGCAGAGUCGUGUGGCAAAAUCACGACCAUGGUACUGCUGCGAGAUUUAUACAUGCCACUUAUUGCUGUCAUAGCGCUGGUAUCUUUUUGCGACGCAAGAAUACACCAACUUACUCUAAAGAAUGAAACGCGUUCCAUCAUCCACCUUAACACAUUUGGUUUCAAUGCCAACGGCACUCUGGAGUUCCAGCUAGUGUCUCUCCGGCUGUCACCAGCUCACCUGAAGGCUUCAACUACAUUCCAGAUUGGAUUCAGCCUGGCCAAAUCACGAGUGAAUGGUGUCCUCGCAUACAAUGGAGAGGAAGCAGAGUCAUGUGUGCCACAGGAGAAGACGAACACAGCAGAACCUCUUGCCGUCUUCGCCAUCCACACCAACGACCCGCCGAGAGUGGAGCUGAAGCUUUCUGGUGAGGGGCAGGACAGUGUUCUGACGGCCUUCAUCGAGAACGAGAAACAUGGAGACACCACUAAAGAUACUGGAACCAGGAAGAAGAGGCAAGAAGAUGCACAGGAGAAGAAGCCCAACCCGGUCAUCUCCAUAGGGACCAAGCCUGCUGACAAAGCUGUUGACCAGAGGGACGGUGACGAGAAGAAGGCCCCGGAUGCGCCAGCUGUUCCUGGGAAGGAAGGAAAAGAGGAGAAAAGAACGCCUCAAGACAUACAGCUGAAAGACUUGACCAAAGCCAUCACCAUCACCCUGUCCAAAAAUGGAGAUGACUACAGCUUCAGCUUCAACAUGACGUUUGGUGCCUUGGCUGAGGGUCUGUACAACCUUAACUUCCACAACUGUUACAACCGGCUCCCUGCCAACCCACUGCCAUACACCCUCAGCGUGAAGAUCGUUGAGAGGAACUUGGGUGGUUUCCUGUCGGCGGCUGAGAUCCCGCUGCCCCGCCUCUACAUCAGCAUGGCUGCAGUGUUCUUCACCGCCGCACUCAUCUGGGUCUACACGCUCAUGAAGCACAGGUACAGCGUGUUUAAGAUCCACUGGCUCAUGACUGCACUGGCUUUCACGAAGGCCAUCUCUCUGGUGUUUCACAGUAUAAACUAUCACUUCAUCAAUACUGAGGGUCACCCCAUUGAAGGCUGGGCUGUCAUGUACUAUAUCACUCACUUACUGAAGGGGGCGCUGCUUUUCAUCACGCUGGCUCUCAUUGGCACUGGCUGGGCCUUUGUCAAGUACAUCCUGUCCGACAAGGAGAAGAAGAUCUUCAUGAUAGUCAUUCCACUGCAGGUCCUGGCCAACGUGGCCUACAUCAUCAUUGAGUCAACAGAGGAAGGCUCCAGUGAGUAUGCCCUGUGGAAGGAGAUCCUCUUCCUGGUCGACCUCAUCUGCUGCGGAGCUAUCCUCUUCCCAGUCGUCUGGUCCAUCCGCCACCUCCAGGAGGCCUCCACCACUGAUGGCAAAGCUGCCAUGAACCUUGAGAAGUUGAAGCUCUUCAGGCAUUACUAUGUCAUGAUUGUGUGUUAUAUCUACUUCACGCGGAUCAUCGCCAUUCUGCUGAAGGUGACCGUGCCGUUCCAGUGGCAGUGGUGCUACGAGUUCCUGGUGGAGGUGUCCACCCUGAUCUUCUUCGUGCUGACGGGCUUCAAGUUCCGGCCGGCCUCCAACAACCCUUACCUGCAGCUCCCACAGGAUGAGGAGGACAUGGAGAUGGACGAAGUUUUGACAGAAUCCGGCGCGCUCGAGGGCAUCACCAAAGUGAAGAAGACGUCCAACGCUCGCGAGCGACAGAGAGAAGCCACCUUAUGAGAGCCGUGCGCGCCGCUCCUGGGUCCCGUUUGAGCUCCGCCCACGGGCGCACAGGGGGAGGAGUCUGGACUCUUGUACCCGCGCCCCCCCCCACCCCCCCCCAACCCUUGUGACCAUUCCUGCUGACGGUCACCACCAUGGCAGCUGUCAUGGCCAACCGCAGCGUCGCUAUGCAACAACAACAACAAACAACAACAACAACAAUAACUACUACUACUAACGAGACGUAAAGAGCAGAACAGUGAAAAGAUCGACGGAGUUAAUGAUAAACGAGCGUCUUCGUUUUGGGUCCCUUCUCCCUAUAGCUUUGAGACACAGUUAUACUAGCCUUUCACACGACCCACCCCACCCCCACCCCCUUUGUGAUGGCUUGCAGUGGUUCAUUCCAGAGACUGUGCUCCCCCUUAAAACCUUAUGAAUGGUAUGGACCAAGGUGGAGAUGGACUUGUGGUGGUGUUUUUUUCUCUCUUUUGUUUUUUUUCUGUUUUGUUUAUUUUUAUUAUUAUUUUUUAUUUAUUUCUGUUUUUUUUUUUUUUUUAGUCUCAUAGAAUUUCACCCGUUUAUCUUUGUUUCUCUUCUCCCUUCUCUUCCUUUCUCCAUGCACGCUCUCUUCUCUUCUCUCGUCUUUCUCUCCAUAGUUUAUCUCUUCUUUAUAUACUUUUCUCUCUCUUUUCUUUACCUACCUUUCUCUCAGGGAAGGGGAGAGAUGUUGAGAUUCCAAAGAUGUGACAUGACUUUUAAACAAUCAUUUGGCUUGUAUAAUUUUAUUCAAGAAAUCGUUCUAACAAAAUAAUUGUUAUUUAAGUGGUACAUUUUCUUUUUUGUAAUUUGAUGUGCUGCAGUUGUGUUUUAAUAACAAGAUAUAUAUAUAUUUUGUUGAGUUGUUGUGUUUGAUUAUGGGGCUAAUUAUUAUCUGUGCCCGCAAAUACCUGCUCGGUUGAAAGACCGUGGCUUUGUAAACUGCCCCUCCCCCUCCAGUUACAAAUCGAGACGAGACAGGCUAAACAUCUGAGGCCUUUUACCAUCAGUGUUGUGCAAAUACUUGUUCUUCUAAAUACAUUCAGGUGUUUGCUUAUGUACGUACGUGCGUGUGUGUGUGUGAGUGUGUGUGUGUGUGUUCUGUGAGUGUGCGUGUGUUCUGUGAGUGUGCGUGUCUGUGUGUGUGUGUCUGUGUGUGUUCACACAUGCGCAUGCAACGCUUCUGUCGACUCUACGAGCAGUUAUAACAUGCCGGUCCUAUAUUGUCUUGGUUCAGUGUGCCUACUGGCCGAAUGAGUUAACUUGUGUGAUGCAGUAGCCUAUUUGUGUGGCUUUUUUGUUUGAUUUAUGGAUUGUUGUUUUUUUUUCUUUUGUUUUUUUUCCUGCUUUUGCUUUCCCCCUCUGGCAGUAAUUUUGAAAGAUUGAAAAAAAAAAAAAAAUAGUAUUAGACCGACCCAACCAAGUUUCAUAAUAAAGCGUCGAGAAAAAUGGCGCUCACAGCCUCUGGCGCUACCUUUUAUUUUACGAGACCCAAUUCAGUGGACUUUGAUUACUUAAACUGGACAAGGGUCUAAGCGUUUCCAUGGUUUCCUUAAUCAACUGUUCUGUAGAUCUGCAUACUGUAAGAAACUGGGCAAGCGUCUUGAGGGUGCAGACGUGUCCGGUUCAUGCCCUACAACAGGACCGUCCUAGUUUUGGAACUACGACUUCAUAUCAGAGGUCAGAUAAAUGAGGACUUGACUCACUCUGGCCAAGAUUAUCACCCCCAACCCCCCCAUGACCUUUAUUUUGCCUUGCUGUCAGAAGGUUGACACAGUGCUGUCUCUACUUGUCUUUUGAAAUAAAAUAAUUGAACGUG
Messenger RNA from Alosa sapidissima (American shad), 3734 nucleotides. RefSeq names its product protein GPR108. Gene Ontology annotation, biological process: transport. Gene Ontology annotation, cellular component: Golgi apparatus; membrane. Lineage: Eukaryota; Metazoa; Chordata; Actinopteri; Clupeiformes; Clupeidae. The transcript is spliced from 19 exons. Bases 173 to 1897 code for a protein of 574 amino acids. The record is from RefSeq and is a predicted model, not a curated record.